AUGUUCACAACUCCAAUAUCAGAUGGCUAUUUUGGUUUUACUAAUGCAGUUCCUAGUAGUACCAUUGUUUGGCAUGGAGGAGCUACGGAUCAUACACCUAAUGACAUUGGUGGAUACAUGUUUUUCGCCAAUGCAGAUCCUAAUCCUGGCCAGUUUUAUAAGGGCAUUGUCGAUAAUUUGUGUAUUGGUCAGCGAUAUGAAUUUUCUGCCUACUUGGCUAAUGUUGUCGGGCUAUUUGGUCUUGCUAAACCGAAUGUUCUAUUUGAAAUUCGAACUGCAACAUCUGACAACACUUUACUUGCACUGAUAAGCUCAGGCGACAUACCUGAAUAUAGCAGCAUGACUUGGACACAGUAUGGCAUUUCAUUUGUAGCAACAAACACCUCAGUCAUCUUAUUAAUGAUUUCAACUACCGCUAAUGGAGCAGGGAACGAUAUGGCCAUUGAUGAUAUUGCCUUUCGCGCCUGUUCAAAUGCAAGUUCUGGUGUCUGUUCAACAGGUUAA
Molecule: messenger RNA, 504 nt
Organism: Rotaria sp. Silwood2
Lineage: Eukaryota; Metazoa; Rotifera; Eurotatoria; Philodinida; Philodinidae
Source: the annotation of a GenBank genome assembly